This is a messenger RNA of Rhipicephalus sanguineus (brown dog tick), 6846 nucleotides long. Its product is annotated as glutamate receptor ionotropic, kainate 2. The transcript has 16 exons. The coding region runs from base 174 to 2909 and encodes 911 amino acids. NCBI's taxonomy places the organism in Eukaryota, Metazoa, Arthropoda, Arachnida, Ixodida, Ixodidae. The record is from RefSeq and is a predicted model, not a curated record. Gene Ontology annotation, cellular component: postsynaptic membrane; plasma membrane. Gene Ontology annotation, molecular function: glutamate-gated receptor activity; transmitter-gated monoatomic ion channel activity involved in regulation of postsynaptic membrane potential. Gene Ontology annotation, biological process: modulation of chemical synaptic transmission; synaptic transmission, glutamatergic; monoatomic ion transport.
CACCGAUCGAUGCGGCGCCAUCUUGGAUCGUCGGCGGGCUGCAUCUGCGCCCAACCGUAUAGUCUCCCCGUGCUCCGGUGGUGAAGUCUCCCGGGGACACGGACGCGCCGGCCGACAGGCUUGCCAUGACGACCCCGCUUGGCUGAGCGACGCUCAACGCUCAGGACGCCACCAUGCGGCAGCACAAGCUCAUCCCGGUGCUGCUGCUGCUGCCGUUGCUAGGCAGCUGGUCAGCCAUGGCUGACAUCAAGAUUGGCGGCAUCUUCGAGACCGGUGACGAUGUGCUCGAAAUGGCCUUCAGCUCGGCCGUGGACCGGAUCAACACCAUGGGGCUGGGCGAACCCGGCGCCCAGUUUGUCACCCCGGGUUCACGCCUUCUAGCCCGCGUCGAGCACACUGAGCGCCUCGACUCCUUCCAAGCAUCGCGCAAGGUGUGCGCUUUGCUCGAGGAAGGCGUGGCGGCCGUAUUCGGACCGCAGUCGGGCGAGGCCAGCGCUGCGGUUCGGUCGGCAUGUGCCGUGCUCGACGUUCCGCACAUGGAGACCCGUUGGGACUACCGCGUGAGGCCCGACAACCACUCGGUCAACCUGUUCCCACACCCGGCCGCCCUGGGAAAGGCGUACCUGGACUUCAUUAAGCACAAGGACUGGCGCACCUUCGCCGUCCUUUACGAGGAGAACGACGCGCUGAUCCGGCUGCAGGAGAUCUUGAAGGACCCGCUGAUGCGCGAGCGCAAGGUUGUCGUCCGCCAGUUCGAGCCGGGCGUCGAGUACCGCAAGGUGCUCAAGGACGUCGGCAAGAGCGGCAUCAAGAACAUCGUACUCGACGUGCCCAUCGAGCACGUCCACACGGCGCUCAAACACGCCCAGCAGGUUGACAUGAUGUCCGAGUACCACAACUACUUCAUCACGUCAUUGGAUGCCCACACAGUGGAUAUGGAAGACUUCCAGUAUGGCGGAACCAAUAUCUCGGCCUUCCGCCUGGUCGACACCAACGCCAAGGAGUUCGAUGAAGUGGCCCGGGACUGGAUGACGCGGCGACUACGCCAUGGACAGAAAGGCGAAGGCAACUUGUACCGGACGAAAGUUGCUCUCAUGUACGACGCCGUGCGGCUGUUCGCCACGGCACUUCGAGACCUGCAACCGAACAAUGGACCAAAGAUUCAAGUGCGACCACUUUCGUGCGAAACCGAGGAACCCUGGUCUCAGGGAAACUCUUUCGUCAAGUACAUGCGAAUGAUUAACAUUCAAGGUCUGACUGGUAACAUCAGAUUCAACCCCAAUGGCCACCGGACAGAUAUGAGGCUCACAGUAAUGGAGAUCACUCACAAUGGACUCCGUGAAGCCGGCGAGUGGACAAUGCAUGGCGGCAUCAACAUCACCACAAACUACUCAAGACAGCUGGAAGAGGCCCGCCUGCACCUCAUGAACAAGACGCUUAUAGUCACCACGCUCGUGCAACCCCCGUACACAAUGCUGAAAGAGAACCACCAAGAGCUGGAAGGCAACGCAAAGUACGAGGGCUAUUGCAUUGACCUGCUCGAGGAAAUCGCCAAGCUGCCGGACAUCAACAUCAAGUACAAGAUACGUGAGGUGGCCGACAAGGCACACGGCAGGCGUGAUGACAAGAACGAGUGGAACGGCAUGAUCGGGGAGCUGCUGCAAGGGAAAGCAGACCUGGCCAUCGCCGACUUGACCAUCACGUACGUACGCGAGGAAGUGGUAGACUUCACGAUGCCGUUCAUGAACCUGGGCAUCAGCAUUCUCUACAAGAAAGCGGACAAGAAGCCUCCCUGGCUCUUUUCCUUCCUGGCACCGCUGUCCCUGGAGGUGUGGAUAUACAUGUCCACGGCCUUUCUGGGCGUCUCCCUCUUUCUCUUUGUGGUGGCGCGGUUCAGCCCGUACGAGUGGGUGAACCCACAUCCGUGCGACCCUAGGCCCGCCGAGCUAGAGAACCGGUUCACCAUAUGGAACACCCUGUGGUUCACCAUCGGCUGCCUGAUGCAGCAAGGGUGCGACGUGACCCCACGUGCGCUGUCGACCAGAGUCGCGGCCGGCAUGUGGUGGUUCUUUACGCUCAUCAUGGUAUCAUCGUACACGGCCAAUUUGGCCGCCUUCCUGACCGUCGAACGACUCGUGUCUCCAAUCGAAAGCGUCGAGGACCUGGCUAAGCAGACCAGCAUCCAGUAUGGGUGCCUGCAGUCUGGAUCCACCCAGGCCUUCUUUAAGGAAUCCGAGUUUCCCACCUACAAGAAAAUGUGGCACGUGAUGCAGGCCGCACGGCCCAGCGUGUUUACCGAAUCCAACUACAAGGGCAUCGAACGAGUGCGCCGCGGAAAGUACGCCUACCUGAUGGAGUCCACCUCCAUCGAGUACGCCAUCGAGAGGAACUGCGAUCUCACCCAGAUCGGCUCGCUUCUGGACAACAAGGGCUACGGCAUUGCCACGCCGCCUGGGUCCCCGUACCGUACGAUGCUGUCCCAGGCGAUCCUGCAGCUACAGGAGAGUGGCACCCUGCACGUGCUCAAGGAGCGUUGGUGGAAGAAGCGGCACAUCGUCAAGAAGUGCCCGAAGGAGGAGGCAAGCGCGUCCAAGGGCACCUCGGCCCUGGGCCUGGCCAACGUGGGCGGCGUCUUCGUCGUCCUGUUGACCGGCUCCUGCAUCGCCUGCAUCACGGCAGUCGUCGAGUUCAUAUGGCGCUCUCGCAAGGCGCUGCCCGAAGAAAGGGAACCCGUGUGUAUGGAACUGUGCCGCGAGCUGAGGUUCACGCUGACCUGCGGCGGUAAGAAGCCCGUGCGCACCAAGGGCGACGACCGGGUGCCUCCGGGUGCUGGCAGCGGCGAGAACGGGCUGCCGUUCAUGCCUUUGACGGGCUACGGCGCCGUGGUCUCCAAGGACAGCUUCUCCUGACAGGACGAGCCCCGGGGCGCGCCCGAAGACAAGCUCAGCACCUGCUACCGCCCUGUCCGGGAUUCCCCUAGAAGCUACCGACCCGAGGACACCGUCGGUACCGAAGUCUAGACUCGAAGCCCUAGCGGCCACCGUUAGCCCCUCGACCUUCUCACUCUCUCUCCUAGGGUCUGUCGCGCGCCUCGCACUUUAUUUUUCAUUUAUCCUCGACGUUGAUCAUUGUGCACUGUUAAGUCUUGCCGCAGUAGUCUAAUGUCCUUCCAAGUUUGAAGUUACUAUGUAUGUAUCUUCAGCUGUCAGCGAGCACCCAGAAGCUUAGCUUCUUUUUGUUGGACUUUGGCGUUUUGAGUCCAGAGCUAGUGUCUGUUCAAGCAUACCUUACUUUUGGUGCGCUAUAAAAAUGUCUAUGUAGGCUAGUUCUUAAUCCCGGAAGACACGUUUACAGCAUCCUAGCCCAUACGGCAGGCGCCACACUGGCCGGACUAUUUGAUGUCGAGAGUUGCAUGCCAGGAUACAAAAAGGAAGCAUGGCGGGAAUGGCGACAUCAACUUGCACGGUUAAGUUCUGUUCACGCUUGCAGCGUGGCGUUCGCCGCCUUGGUCAGGUUCAACGAACUACGUGCAGAUGGGCACGUGCAGUUUGAGACGCUUAGCGUAAGACGUAUUGGUGCUGGAUGUUAGGGAUACCACCUGCGCUGUAGCAACAGGUCAGAAAUCCAAGAUUGUUUGACCAGGAAAUAUGCCGAACCAUUGACGAAGACAUUUGUUCUUACUUUAAGCGCGUUGCUUCAUUUAGCGCGUAUUGUUAAUUGUCAUCACUGUUGUAUACAUACGAAAGGAAAACACGUUUCUCGGAUUUGUAACAGGAUAUUUACGUGACUGACUUAAGACUUCAAGAAGAGCGGAAAGUCUCGUAUGCGAUGGAAUUCCCUGUUCAUUUGAUAGUGACAAGUUUUUCGUUUGAUGAUGUUUCCGAAAACAUUUCCCGGUGAGUUUUUAUCUUUAUUUUUUGCGAGAAGUAGCAGUUGCUGUCGCCCAAUCAAAGGAAGCUUGCAAUGCAGAAAAAAAACACGAGUGGUGCUUUGUUCUUCCGAAAACAUUGAUUAUAAUUAAUUAUUGCAUGCCUUCUUGAAGGUGAAGUCAAUUGAGACCUUUGUUUUAAAAAAAGGAGGGAUGACAGGGCAAAUUAACUGUCUUCGCACGCACCAGUGGAAUGGUACACGCACAGCCGGAGAGUUUGACAGAUGAGUUAGCUUCGGCGUACAUACGACAAAUGUACUUGGAGUGUUGAGGCAGCAUCUUUGCAGUUGUGUACGAGCACGUGAUAAGAGCCCGUCAUUGUUCAUAGGGGUGCUUCUUUCUCGAAAAUGUACACUGGAGGACUGUUUGACCAAUCACGCAUGGUCAUUUUUAUGUCUCGGCUAUAUGCCAUCAGGUUGUGCUGCAUGAUCUCUCUUUCAAUCGCUCAUUAAGUACAAUAUAUUUCGUGAGGCAGCAUUUUGUCGUUUUUUGCUUGUAGAGCUGAGACACAGUACAAUGAAGUGCUGCGCUCAUAAAAUGAGCAUUUUAAAAGCUUUGUUUUCACUUUCGUUUAAGUGACUUCGCCUGUGAUAGAUGAGGCCCUGAAAAAAAGCUAUGAUGACUGGCCCUUGCCAAAUGAAGUGUUGUAUCGGCGUUAAGCUGUUGCAGUUUACUUUCUUUAACGUAUCGAUUCAUUUUAGUUUACUUUUUUGGGUAGGUAUGUUAUUGAACGCAAGAUGCAUCAACUUUACGAAAUAGCGUGAAUAGACCGGUCCCUUACAUAUAUGCGUAAAUGACGUCUACAAGCUAUUAGCCGCCCAGUCGCGUUGAUGCCCUUUUAACAUCACGUGGAAGUUAUUUUUUCCAUAACUCGCUUGAACAAAAAAGAACCUUACGGCACAGGCAGACUAAGCUUUAGAUUCGUCUCAGCACGAACGCAAGAAAGACGACACGACACCUCAUGGCGCUUGCUUAUGUUUUUAAGGGUCAAGUGACACACAAGCUUGAUGUUAGAACACAAAUUCCGAUCUUGACUUUGCAAAUGGAAGUGGUCUGACAAAGGUUUGACAAUGAGUUAAAAAGUACAGAAACUCCGAGUCAGAGAACACCAUAGGUCUAAAAGCACGCCGAGUCUCAAAGUGGCCAAUUUAUCAUCAGAAGCGUCGCGGUUUCGUAUCGUACUUUUGAUUUACAUUCCGAAAAAUAUAAAAAAAUUAUUGCUACGUGUAAUAGUUCGAGCGUAGCCGCAUUUAUGUACCUUAUCGAGCUUGUUCGUGUUACUCGAGUUUCACACAAAGCCGUUAUGAUCGCCGUUCAUCAAGAAAGUACAGAAGGUGCUGUCUGUGUUCAUACUAAGCACUGACAUUGCUCAAGUUAAGCAUUACAAAAAUAUUUGGGGAUGCGUCCCGUGACAAAUAAAAAAAAAAUGUGGGGUGAAAGCUGCCACUUUCAUUCAUAUAUAUUUUGGCACAUUUUCUUAGCCUCUAAUUACGUUUUUCUUGUUUUUUCGUCUGUGGACUGUCCUUCUCUUGUCAGCGGAAGCAUAGCUAUUCGCGACGUUCGACUGGGGUAAAGUGUAAGUUUCAUUCAAGCAACAACGUGAUAAUAAUUCAGUCGUCUCGCAAUGUAGGUACUGUUACUUAUUUACAGUUGUAUAUUUUCUACACAAUCGUCCUUGUUCAAUGAGUGCUGAUGUUAAAUUUCUUUGUAACAAUUUAUUGAUUUUCCGACAUAUUUCGUCGAAGUUCAAGGCAUUGAGGUGCCUACAUGGUUGAUCGUAACAGGUUGUACCACUACAUGGAGCAAUAACAAAAAUGCUUCUUUGAAGCUCUGUGUCCUAAUUGCUGCGGCUAUAAGAAAAUCUGUGCUUACUUGUGUUUUUAGCUACUGCUUUUGAGGCUGGAAAGUGUUCUUAAUACCCGGCGAAAUUUCUCCGCGGCAUAAUACUAGGACUGCAUUUUGGAAAUAUUUCGCGACACAACGAUAUCUACGAUAUCCGUAUGUUCCUUCAACCAUCAUUGCAUUCGUAAAAAUGGGUGAUCAGGCGGCAAUUUUUUUUAUAUGUCUAACUGCUCGUUCCUGAACCUUCCUAAAAGGCACAAAUAACACUGGAGAGGUACGAGUUACACUUCAUUAUUGUGAAUGUCCCGUAGCUUGCGUUCCCAUGAACUUAUCAUGGCUAAAUGUAACCAUGACAAAUAGUGAGAACGACUGGGUUCGGUCACACCAGAUGUACGAGGCCUCAGAGACAAGUUAUAGCCCCGAAAAGUGUGCACAGUGUCGGAGUGCUUUCAUUUGUGUGAAUUCUCCACGUUCGAAAACGAAGGUAAACGAGCAGCAGCGUCAUUUCAGUGAAUUCAACGCCUUUGGGCAUCAGCGUUAGUAUGUUUUCCUUGCUCGUAUGAUGUUACACUUUCAUGUUUGUCCUGAAAGGAAGCCUGGAGUCUGGUAACGAUGUCUUCAACUGACAUUAUGUCCGCCAUAUGGAAGAACCACGACGCGAUGCCCAUAACCUAUGUUGUUGUCUUUCCCUCAUAUUCAGCAGCCUACUGCUAGCUUCAAGUUGCACCGAGUAUGGUGCUAGUGCUCUUACCUGGAAGCACACCUGUGUGUUUUCUUUUCUGAAGUGUUCUCGAAAACAAGGAUUACUGGCAGCUGGGCAGCAGCUUGUGGAUGUAAGGCAGCUGUUGGUGCUUGUGGAUCCACGCUGGACUGUACGACCAUGUUUUUUCUAGUUAUGGGUAUUUAUGCGGGAACUGAUACGACGUUGUUACAUGAGGAGCCUUGUUUAUCCUUGAGGUUUGGCGCAUUCAUUAAGACAUCGCACUCAACUGUUUCAUUGUUCGAAGGCAAUGCUUGCUGUAUGUGUUCACAUUCCUUUGCAUUUGCCUGUAAAUAAAGUUUUUCGUUCACUCCAA